Messenger RNA from Lycium ferocissimum, 1833 nucleotides. RefSeq names its product premnaspirodiene oxygenase-like. Gene Ontology annotation, molecular function: iron ion binding; monooxygenase activity; heme binding. The record is from RefSeq and is a predicted model, not a curated record. NCBI's taxonomy places the organism in Eukaryota, Viridiplantae, Streptophyta, Magnoliopsida, Solanales, Solanaceae. The coding region runs from base 112 to 1659 and encodes 515 amino acids. The transcript is spliced from 2 exons.
UUUAAUUUUUUUGGGUGUGACUUCAGCUGUUUAGAGCAUUAUAAAAGCCUGCUAACACUCAAGGAAGCAGUACACAUCAAGAGCUCAUUUUUCUUCCUUACUCUAUAAAAGAUGGAGAUCACUUAUUCAUCUAUUUUCAACUUUGUUCAACUGCUCACUUUCUUUUCCUUUUUGUUUAUUCUUUUUGACAAACGGAGAAAAUCAACACAACAAAAUUUGCCUCCAGGUCCAUGGAGACUCCCAGUUAUAGGGAGUCUUCAUCACUUGAGAGGUGCAUUAUUAUUUCCACAUCGUACCCUUAAAAUUUUAUCCUCAAAAUAUGGUCCUAUUAUGUAUUUGCAACUCGGAGAAAUUCCUGCUGUGGUCGUAUCCUCGCCAAAAAUGGUGGAAGAAGUACUACAAACUCAUGAACUCGCCUUUGCUACUAAGCCACAACUUACGUCCAUAACAAUCACUACUUACAAUUAUAAGGACAUUGCAUUUGCGCCAUAUGGUGACAAGUGGAGACAAAUGCGUAACAUAUGUGUUACGGAGCUACUAAGCACGAAAAUGGUCAAAUCAUUUAGCUCAAUUCGGAGAGAUGAGAUUUCGAAUCUAAUUUCAUCAAUCCAAUCCACGAAGGGUUCACGUGUUGUCAACCUAACAGAAAAAAUCCUUCGGUUUACAAACUCGGUGACUUGUAGAUCGGCCUUUGGAAAAGUAUACACGAAUCAAGACGAGUUGAUAAAUUUGUUGAGGGACGUGCUGGAUACAUUAGGGGGAUUUGAUGUGGCUGAUUUGUUCCCUUCUUGGAUGUUACUUCACAAGAUGAGUGGAGUUAAAUCGAAACUUAUAAAGCUGCAUCAGAAGGUUGAUGUAGCUCUCGAGAACAUUGUUAAUGAGCAUAUUAAGAAUCGAGCACUUGGAAGCAAGGAGAAUGGUGAUCAAUUUGGAGGUGAAGAUUUGGUUGAUGUUCUCCUAAGAAUUAAGGAGAAUAAUGAACUUCAAUUUCCAAUCACAAGUGAUCAUAUAAAAGCAAUCAUUUCUGACAUGUUUGCUGCUGGAACUGAAACUUCAGCUGCGACUAUUAUUUGGGCAUUAUCGGAAAUGGUGAGAAGACCAAAAAUUAUGGCCAAGGUCCAAAGUGAAGUGAGACAAGCCUUCAAAGGAAAGACAAAUUUUGAUGAAGAAGAUCUUGAGAAAUUGUCAUACCUGAAAUUAGUGAUCAAAGAAACAUUAAGGCUACAUCCUCCGAGUACUCUACUACCAAGAGAAUGUAGAAAACUGACAUAUAUUGAUGGAUAUACAAUACCUCCUAAAACCAGAGUACUAAUUAAUACAUGGGCACUUGGCAGAGAUCCAGAAAGUUGGGACAAUCCUGAGAGUUUUAUACCAGAGAGAUUUGAAAAAUCUCCUGUUGACUAUAUGGGAAAUUACUUUCAGUUUAUUCCAUUUGGUUCUGGAAGAAGGAUUUGUCCAGGAAUGCAAUUUGGUUUAACUAAUGUUAAACAUCCUUUGGCUCGGCUCCUCUACCAUUUCGAUUGGGCGCUUCCAAAUGGAGCUAGUCCAAAAGACUUGGAUAUGUUAGAAAAAACUGGAUUAAGUGCAGCGAAGCAGAAAGAUCUGUGCUUAAUUGCAAUAGAUCACAGAGACGAUUUCAAAUUUGAUGUUGUGCUUUAAAUGAUGAAAAGUCAUAAAUACCAUUCGUAUAAUGCUUUAAUAAUCUCCUUUCAGUUUGGUGUAUGUUUAUGUCUCACUUUCAUCUUUGAAUUUUACCUAGAAAAUGUGCAAUGACUAAGAUCUACAGCUUGCAUUGGGACAACUCGAACUUAAUUUUUUGAGAGUUCAGAUUCA